AUGCAUCUCAGCAGCAUCAACUCUCUGUCAGACGACCUGCUUGUUAAAAUCCUAUUGCAUUCACAGCCGCCCGCGUCUCGCAAAUCCGCAAGCAGCGAAAUAUGGGCCUCCGUGGAGCCUCGGCCCACAUACACCUCCCAACAUCCGUACGGUGACGAGUCGCUUCAGCAGCAGACCGACAAUCCACUAGCGCCGCCUCCGGCUUCCGCAGACGCCGCGUUUACUCUUCUCAUCGCAUCCGUCUGCCGCCGAUGGCGCCGCCUCGCUCAGCGCCACGUCGCGACGUUCCUGGUGAACGAGGACCGCGUUGUUUCCCGCCAAGAUCUAAAAAACGCCAUCCGCUGCUUCCCGAAUCUCACCCGCCUGCAUCUCUCGGACGGCAGCAUCGAAACCAUCGACGACGCGCUCCUCGCUCAUAUCGCCGCGUCAUGUCCGAAGCUAAAGGCUUUGCACGUGGGGAACGAGAUCACGACGAUGGACUGGGAGAGGGAGGAAGACCACCCCGUGACCGAAGCCGGCUUGGACCAUCUCCUGCGUCGCUGCACGCAGCUGCAGCACCUCUCGCUCUACUGCCUGCACGGAGCCGCCAAGGUACCUGAUGCGUUCUUUCACCUCACGAAGCUGCACUCGCUGGGUCUCACCAUCCCUCCUCUGCCCAGGCUCAAGAAGCUGACCCUGAUUUGUGUUGGCCUUAUCAGUGGCAUUGAUUUGCUGGACAGGGGAUCUGGGACGCCGGAGGGCGCUGCCGUGUCUUCCAUUCUGCCCUCUCUGGAGGAUCUGGAGGUGCAUCUGGCAGGGGAGGCAGAGGAGCUGCCACUACCCCUCGCGUUCUGCCCCAACCUCCGUACGUUGACGAUUCACAGUGGUGGCCGCAUGUAG
Closterium sp. Naga37s-1 is the source of this 879-nucleotide messenger RNA. The record is from the annotation of a GenBank genome assembly. Lineage: Eukaryota; Viridiplantae; Streptophyta; Zygnematophyceae; Desmidiales; Closteriaceae.